UUUGAUUAAUUUCAGACAAAAUGCCGGCAUUUUCACCGAGAGGUGGAGGAGGUGGUCGAGGUUUCUCUCCUCGAGGAGGACCAAGGGGAGGUGGUGUCCGUGGUGGAGGUCGGGGAGGAUUCUCUCCCGGCGGACGUGGAGGAUUUUCCCCCGGAGGUAGAGGAGGUGGUGGCCGUGGAGGUCGUGGAGCUCCAAGAGGAGGUCGCGGUGGCCGUGGAGGUAUGGGAGGCGGAAAGAAGGUUGUAGUGGAACCCCAUAGACACGAGGGAGUCUUUAUCUCCAGGGGGAAGGAGGACGCACUGCUCACUAAGAACAUGGCUGUUGGAGAAUCUGUAUACGGAGAGAAGAGAAUCUCUGUUGAGGACGAGGCAGGAAAGGUCGAAUACAGAGUCUGGAAUCCGUUCAGAUCUAAGCUCGCCGCCGCCAUCCUUGGUGGAGUAGAUAAAAUCCACAUGCCUCCUGGCAGCAAGGUUUUAUACCUAGGAGCUGCCAGCGGUACAACAGUCUCUCAUGUAUCUGAUGUUGUUGGACCAGAGGGAAUGGUUUAUGCAGUUGAAUUCUCACACAGAUCCGGAAGAGAUCUAUUGAACGUUGCUAAAAGACGAACAAAUGUUGUUCCCAUUAUUGAGGACGCUCGUCACCCUCACAAGUACAGGAUGUUGGUUCCUAUGGUCGACACAGUAUUUGCCGACGUUGCACAGCCCGACCAGGCUAGAAUUGUUGCACUCAACGCCCAAUAUUUCCUCAAGAACGGCGGACAUUUCGUUAUUUCCAUCAAGGCCAACUGUAUUGACUCAACAGCCGAGGCUGAGGCCGUAUUUGCCGGCGAGGUCAAGAAAAUGCAGGCUGAGAAGAUGAAACCUCAAGAACAGGUCACCCUGGAGCCCUAUGAGAGAGACCACGCAGUUGUGGUUGGAAUUUACAGACCCCCUCCCAAGAAGAAGGAAUAGAUGGAUAUUCAAUCUGAUGUAUAUUGUAUGGCCGCAUUUUUUUUUGAUGUGAAUAAAAAAUAUUGUUAACCAACCUUUA
Messenger RNA from Eurytemora carolleeae, 1029 nucleotides. RefSeq names its product rRNA 2'-O-methyltransferase fibrillarin-like (gene Fib). The transcript has 4 exons. Gene Ontology annotation, biological process: rRNA methylation; box C/D sno(s)RNA 3'-end processing. The coding region runs from base 21 to 950 and encodes 309 amino acids. NCBI's taxonomy places the organism in Eukaryota, Metazoa, Arthropoda, Copepoda, Calanoida, Temoridae. Gene Ontology annotation, cellular component: small-subunit processome; Cajal body; box C/D methylation guide snoRNP complex. The record is from RefSeq and is a predicted model, not a curated record. Gene Ontology annotation, molecular function: histone H2AQ104 methyltransferase activity; RNA binding; rRNA methyltransferase activity.